Medioppia subpectinata is the source of this 300-nucleotide messenger RNA. Lineage: Eukaryota; Metazoa; Arthropoda; Arachnida; Sarcoptiformes; Oppiidae. The record is from the annotation of a GenBank genome assembly.
AUGAAGAUCCCGUUGUUGGCCGACAAGAACGGAAAGGUGUGUCAGGACUACGGCGUGUAUUUGGAAGACGCGGGCAUUCCGUUGAGAGGGCUGUUCAUAAUCGACGACAAGCAAAACUUGCGUCAAAUCACGAUCAAUGACCUGCCGGUGGGCCGUAAUGUGGACGAGGCGUUGCGUUUGGUGCAGGCCUUCCAGUUCACUGACGUUCACGGAGAGGUCUGUCCCGUCGGCUGGAAACCCGGUUCCGACACCAUUAAGCCCGAAGUGAAGGCCAGCAAAGAGUUUUUCGGCAAACAGUAG